AUGCGUGAGGGGAUUCACCUAAAGACGAAGAAGGGGAACCUGCGGAGGCCGCCGCACCCCGUGGUGCUGCAGUGGAUCGCGGAGGCUUGGGAUCAAGUCCCCAAGCAGAUCAUCAUCGACGCGUUCCGCCACUGUGGGAUCUCAAGCAAGCUGGACGGAACGGAGAACCACCUGGUGAUGUCUCACCUGCGCGCCAGGAGCACCACUGAUGUCUCCGCGGACAUGUCCCUCGGGGGGACCACAGGCAACAACACGCGCCUGCUCGGUCGGGCUCCAGAGGAGGAGGAGGAGGAGGAGGAGGAGGAGGCGAUGCAGGCGGAGGGCGUGCGGGAGGUGGCAGUGGCAACCGGCCUGGAGGUGCUGUACUAA
Molecule: messenger RNA, 369 nt
Organism: Closterium sp. Naga37s-1
Lineage: Eukaryota; Viridiplantae; Streptophyta; Zygnematophyceae; Desmidiales; Closteriaceae
Source: the annotation of a GenBank genome assembly